AUGAAUCGAGAGCCGUCGCUCAUUGACCUGGGCGAGCGCGGCGGCGGCCGCGAGACCGCUGCCCGCUGCCCGCCGCGGGCUCGGUUCCGGCGCGGCCCGCGCCCGCCGGAAGUGACGUUCCCGCCGAACAUGGCGGCGCGCGCGCAGGAAGUGCGCAGCUUACCUACCCGGGACGCCGGGCCUCGGCGGCCGCGCGCGGGCCCGCAUGCGCCGCCGCCCGCCACUCGC
Iphiclides podalirius (scarce swallowtail) is the source of this 228-nucleotide messenger RNA. The record is from the annotation of a GenBank genome assembly. Lineage: Eukaryota; Metazoa; Arthropoda; Insecta; Lepidoptera; Papilionidae.